UGCUGCUGCUGCUGCGUUGGGGAAGCCAUGCGGUGCCUCCGGGAGUCCCAGCAGCAGCGCUGAGGAAGAGGAGGCACAGGAGGCAGAUGAAGGCGCCUUGGCUCCGAGGGGAGCAGCGACUCGACCUGAAGGAGGAGGACCUCUCCUCCUCCUCUUCGCCUUUUGGACCCUCUCCUCCUUCUCCUUUGCCCAGCCAUGGAGCCCUUCUUCGCAGAGGGAGCACGGGUUUGGUUGCGAGAAAAUGGCCAACAUUAUCCAAGUACUGUACUUUCCUGUGCGGAGGGAGUUGUUGUGUUCAGGACAGAUUAUGGUCAGGUAUAUACUUACAAACAGAGAUCAAUUACACACCAAAAAGUAACAGCUAUGCAGGCUACAAGCACAGAAGGCCUGGAAGACAUGGCAGCACUGAUAGACCUCCAUGAGGGUGCCAUAAUGCACAACCUAUUCCAGCGUUAUCAGCAAAACAAAAUUUAUACUUACAUUGGUUCCAUAGUUGCCUCAGUAAACCCGUAUAAGACCAUCCCAGGCCUCUACGAUCGCACCACAGUGGAGGAAUAUAGCCGACACCACCUGGGAGAAACUUCACCUCAUAUCUUUGCUGUUGCCAAUGAGUGCUACCGCUGCCUAUGGAAACGUCAUGACAACCAGUGUGUUCUCAUCAGUGGUGAAAGUGGUGCUGGUAAAACAGAGAGCACUAAGUUGAUUCUGAAGUUUUUGUCUGCGGUGAGCCAACAUUCACUGGAACUCUCUCGUAAGGAGAAGACCUCUAGUGUUGAACAAGCAAUUUUGGAGAGCAGUCCAAUUAUGGAAGUUUUUGGCAAUGCAAAGACUGUUUACAAUAACAACUCAAGUCGCUUUGGGAAAUUUAUUCGGCUAAACUUUUGUCAGAAAGGCAACAUUCAGGGAGGGAAAAUAGUAGAUUAUUUAUUAGAGAAGAAUCGAGUAGUAAGGCAAAACCCAGGAGAGAGAAAUUAUCACAUAUUCUAUGCCCUGCUGGCAGGGAUGGAGGGAGAAAAAAGAGAUGCAUUUUACUUAUCUGCACCGGAAAACUAUCACUACCUGAAUCAGUCUGGAUGUGUAGCAGACAAGACAAUCAAUGACAAAGAAACUUUCAAAGAAGUUAUUACGGCUAUGGAAGUGAUGCAGUUCACCACUGAGGAGGUGCGAGAUGUUCUUCGACUUCUUGCUGGCAUUUUGCAUCUUGGCAACAUUGAAUUUAUAACUGCUGGUGGAGCACAGGUGUCAUUCAAAACAGCUCUGGGUAGAUCCGCAGAGUUACUUGGGCUGGACUCAACACGACUAACUGAAGCAUUAACACAGAGAUCAAUGAUACUCAGGGGAGAAGAAAUUUUAACACCUCUCAAUGUACAGCAGGCAAUAGACAGCAGAGAUUCAGUAGCUAUGGCACUUUAUUCCCAGUGCUUUGCCUGGGUUAUUAAAAAAAUCAACAGCAGAAUAAAAGGCAAAGAUGAUUUCAAGUCCAUUGGAAUCUUAGACAUCUUUGGAUUUGAGAAUUUUGAGGUUAAUCGUUUUGAGCAGUUUAAUAUUAACUAUGCAAAUGAAAAACUUCAGGAGUAUUUCAACAAGCACAUUUUUUCAUUAGAGCAAUUGGAAUAUAGCCGAGAAGGACUCCUAUGGGAAGACAUUGACUGGACAGAUAAUGGAGAGUGCUUGGAUCUUAUUGAAAAGAAACUUGGUUUAUUAAGUUCCAAUAUGAUGUCAGAGGAAUCUGGAGAAAAACAGGGACUGUUCAGGAUGAUCCUCCUUAAAACCGCUACGGAAAGCAGCCUUGAUUUCAUAUAUGACCUCUUUGAACAUGUUUCAAGCCGCAGCAAUCAAGACACUUUGAAAUGUGGGAGUAAACAUCGAAAACCCACUGUCAGUUUACAAUUCAAGGAUUCACUGCAUUCCUUAAUGGCAACACUAAGCACAUCUAACCCUUUCUUUGUUCGCUGCAUCAAGCCCAACAUGCACAAGAUGCCUGACCAGUUUGAUCAGAAUGUUGUGCUGAACCAGCUACGUUACUCUGGAAUGCUUGAGACAGUGCGUAUCCGAAGGGCCGGUUUUCCAGUGCGGAGGCCAUUUCAAGACUUUCAUAAAAGAUACAAGGUCCUGAUGAGAAAUUUGUCUCUCCCAGAAGAUUUAAAAGGAAAGUGUACCAGCCUCCUUCACCUGUAUGAUAGCACAAAUACUGAAUGGCAACUUGGAAAAUCUAAGGUAUUUCUUCGUGAAUCUUUGGAGCACCAGCUGGAGAAACAACGAGAGAUAGAGGUCAACAAAGCAGCCAUGGUUAUCCGAGCACAUGUCCUGGGCUACAUGGCACGAAAGCAAUACAGAAAGGUCCUGCACUAUGUGGUCGUCAUACAGAAGAACUACAGAGCUUUAUACUUCAGGAGGAGAUACCUGCUUCUGAAGAAAGCAGCCAUCACGUUUCAGAAACAGCUGCGAGGCCAGAUUGCUCGUCGUAUUUAUAAACAGCUACUAGAGCAGAAACGACAGCAAGAAGAGGAAAAAAAGAGAAAAGAAGAAGAAGAAAGAAAGUGGCAAAAGCAGGAAGCAGAACGUAUUGCUCGGCAGUUGCAGGCAGAGGAGGAGAGACGGCAGCAGGAACUGGCAGCUAUUCAGAAAACACAGAAGGAGGAACAGCUAAAGCGGGACCUGGAGAAGCAGAAAGAAAAUAAGCAGGUGGAAGAAAUCUUGCGCCUGGAAAAAGAGAUUGAAGACCUGCAACGUAUGAAGGAGCAACAAGAACUGACAUUGACAGAGGCCUCAUUGCAGAGACUGCAGCAACUCCGAGAUGAAGAGCUGAAGCGACUGGAGGACGAAGCCUGCCGAGCAGCACAAGAGUUCUUGGAAUCCCUAAACUUUGAUGAAAUUGAUGAAUGUGUCCGAAACAUUGAGAGGACGCUCUCUGUAGGCAGUGGUUUCUGUGCAGAACUAAGUGAACAGACUGGGAAUGCAGGCAUUGAAAAGCCCAAUUUUAACUUCAGCCAGCCAUACCCUGAGGAAGAGGUUGACGAAGGCUUUGAAGCAGAUGAUGAUGCUUUCAAAGAUUCACCUAAUCCAAGUGAACAUGGCCACUCUGAUCAAAGGACAAGUGGCAUAAGGACAAGUGAUGACUCUUCAGAAGAAGACCCAUACAUGAAUGACACAGUAGUUCCAACAAGUCCUGCUACUGGCAAUAGCACACUUAUUCCUUCUAGCCAUGACUCCAUCAGUCUCCACAACUCCUCGAGCGGUGAAUCAACAUAUUGCAUGCCAGAAAAUGUGUCAUGCAGGCCCCAAAAUUCCACUGACCUAAUCUCUCCUGAUGGAGACUAUGAUUAUGACCAGGAUGACUAUGAAGAUGGUGCUAUUACUUCUGGAAGCAGCGUGACUUUUUCUAACUCUCACAGUAGUCAGUGGUCCCCUGACUAUCGCUGUUCUGUGGGAACAUACAACAGUUCUGGAGCAUACAGAUUUAGUUCUGAGGGAGCUCAAUCUUCUUUUGAAGACAGUGAAGAAGAUUUUGACUCCAGGUUUGAUACAGAUGAUGAACUUUCUUAUCGAAGAGAUUCAGUCUACAGCUGUGUCAGCCUGCCUUAUUUCCACAGCUUUUUGCACAUGAAAGGUGGCUUGAUAAAUACAUGGAAGCGUCGUUGGUGUGUCUUAAAAGAUGAGACUUUCUUGUGGUUCCGCUCAAAACAGGAAGCUCUCAAGCAAGGCUGGUUACAUAAGAAAGGUGGUGGGUCAUCUACACUUUCCAGGAGAAACUGGAAGAAACGCUGGUUUGUCCUCCGGCAGUCCAGGCUCAUGUACUUUGAAAAUGAUAGUGAAGAAAAACUCAAAGGGACCCUCGAAAUCCGAAUGGCCAAAGAUAUCAUUGAUAACACAAGCAAGGAAAAUGGGAUUGACAUUGUCAUGGGAGACAGAACAUACCACUUGAUUGCUGAGUCUCCAGAGGAUGCAAGUCAGUGGUUCAGCGUUCUGAGUCAAGUCCAUGCUUCCACAGAGCAGGAAAUCAGAGAGAUGCAUGAUGAGCAAGCGAAUCCACAGAACGCUGUGGGUACACUAGAUGUUGGACUGAUUGAUUCUGUCUGUGCAUCGGAUAAUCCAGAUCGACCCAAUUCAUUUGUGAUCAUCACAGCUAAUCGUGUUCUUCACUGCAAUGCUGACACUCCAGAGGAGAUGCAUCACUGGAUCACCUUGCUGCAGAGAUCUAAAGGGGACACUCGUGUGGAGGGACAAGAGUUCAUAGUCAGGGGAUGGCUGCAUAAGGAGGUUAAGAACACGCAGAAGAUGACUCUGUUGAAGCUGAAGAAACGGUGGUUUGUUUUGACGCACAAUUCUUUGGAUUAUUACAAGAGCUCAGAGAAAAAUGCCCUCAAAUUGGGUACCCUGGUGCUAAACAGCCUCUGUUCUGUUGUGCCUCCCGAUGAGAAAAUCUUUAAAGAGACAGGUUACUGGAACGUGACUGUGUAUGGACGCAAGCAUUGCUACCGUCUCUAUACUAAGCUGCUUAAUGAAGCUUCCCGCUGGGCAAGUGCUAUUCAGAAUGUGAUUGACACAAAAGCACCAAUUGACACUCCCACUCAGCAGCUUAUUCAAGACAUUAAGGAGAACUGCCUAAACCCUGAAGUGGUUGAACAGAUCUAUAAGAGGAACCCUAUUCUUCGUUACACACAACAUCCACUGCAUUCUCCAUUAUUGCCACUUCCAUAUGGGGACAUCAACCUAAACAUGCUCAAAGACAAAGGCUACACUACUCUUCAGGAUGAAGCUAUCAAAAUCUUUAAUUCUCUGCAACAACUGGAGUCUGUGUCAGAUCCCAUUCCUAUAAUUCAGGGCAUUCUCCAGACAGGACAUGAUUUACGGCCCCUCCGUGAUGAGCUGUACUGUCAGCUCAUCAAACAGACCAGCAAGGUGCCUAAUCCAGGGAGUGUUGGCAAUCUUUACAGCUGGCAGAUCCUCACAUGCAUGAGCUGCAUGUUUCUACCAAGCCGUGGUAUUCUCAAGUACCUGAAAUUUCAUCUGAAAAGGGUGCAUGACCAGUUUCCAGGCACAGAAAUGGAAAAAUAUGCUCUUUUCAUUUAUGAAUCUCUUAAAAAGACCAAAGGCAGAGAGUUUGUGCCUUCCCGGAGUGAAAUUGGAGCUUUAAUCAACAGACAGGAGAUGACAUCAACAGUCUAUUGUCAUGGUGGUGGCUCCUGUAAGAUUACCAUUAAUUCCCACACCACUGCUGGUGAGGUUGUUGAAAAAUUAAUUCGAGGCCUGGCCAUGGAAGAUAGCAGAAAUAUGUUUGCCUUGUUUGAAUACAAUGGAACCACAGAAAAAGCCAUCGAAAGCAGAACAGUUGUGGCUGAUGUCUUGGCAAAGUUUGAAAAGCUUGGCGCUGCUUCUGAGGGUGAUCAAAUGGCAUGGAAAUUUUACUUCAAGCUCUACUGCUUCCUAGAUACUGAUCAUGUGCCAAAAGAUAGCGUGGAAUUUGCAUUCAUGUUUGAGCAGGCACAUGAAGCAGUGAUUCGAGGACAUUAUCCAGCUCCUGAAGAAACCCUCCAGGUCCUUGCUGCCUUGCGGCUCCAGUAUCUACAAGGAGACUAUACUUCAUCCAAUAUCACUGUGCCAGAAUUGGAAGAAGUCUACCCACUGCAGAGGCUGAAGUCCCGUAUUAUCCAGUCCACUAAAACCUUCACUCCAGCAGAGAGAUUAGAGAGGAAGCGGACCAACUUCCUGGAAGGCACCCUGAGGCGGAGUUUCCGCAGUAGUUCCAUCAGCAAACAGAAGAUGGAAGAGGAUCAGAUGCUUGACAUGUGGGUCAAAGAGGAGAUCUCUGCAGCCAGGACAAGUGUGAUUGAUAAAUGGAAGAAAAUGCAGGGAAUGAGCCAAGAACAAGCUAUGGCAAAAUACAUGAGUUUGAUUAAGGAGUGGCCUGGGUAUGGAUCAACACUGUUUGAUGUAGAGUGUAAAGAAGGAGGCUUCCCUCAAGAGCUUUGGUUGGGUGUUAGUGCUGAUGCUGUUUCUGUCUACAAACGUGGAGAGGGUAGACCAUUAGAAGUGUUUCAAUAUGAACACAUCCUCUCCUUUGGUGCUCCCCUUGCUAAUGUCUACAAGAUUGUGGUGGAUGAGAGAGAGCUGCUUUUUGCAACCAUUGAGGUUGUUGACAUUGCCAAACUGAUGAAAGCCUAUAUCAGCAUGAUUGUGAAAAAACGUUACAGCACAUCUCGAUCAGUGAGCAGUCAUGGAAGUCAGGGCAGCUCCAGGUGAAGCAAGUAAACCUGUCCAGUGAACACAUUGCUACCGUCCCAUCACUUUCUCCAGAAAUGGUGACCGGAAGUAUCUCUCAAGCUACAAACAAAACCAUAUUUCUUGGAGAACAUUUGCUCAACGUGAAAUGCUCAGCGAAUAAAACAAAGGAAAAAAACAUAACAUCUGCUUGCAUAGUCCUAUACUAAACCUGUUGGCUAGCCUACUUCAGGCCAUCCAAUGCUCUGUUACCUCUUGAUAACAUCCCAUAUGCCUUAACUUCCAAUACACUGCCUUUGAAGCAGUAAGAAGUGCCUUAAAACAUUUGUAAAACCAAUUUGCAUUGAUCUACAUUGUAUUAUCAGAAAGUUUGCUUUUGUUUUUAAAAUAAACCACUCAGCAUAUUUAGGAGGAGCUAAUUCAGCCAUCUUGCACUAUCCAACUGGCUGGUUCAUAAUCAAGGACGGAAAGAAGCCUUUUUCUUGGAAUGCUGCAGGCGGCUUUCCUUAUUGACUUUCUUGGCAAUAUUAUAUUCUCCUUCUCCGUUAGCCCCCUUCUAUCUUUUCAUAUGUGUGCUUGCAUAUGACCUGGGUUAACUCCUCUGACUUUAUUCCAUGUUUCACAACCUUUUAAAAUUGAAAGGGAAUAAUAAUGUGCAAUGGUGUAAACAGUCUUUAUGUACAUUUGAAUAGUCCAGAGCUAUAGUUGUUUCAGUUGUAGACUUUCUUUGUAAGCCAAUUUUAUUUACAAAUUUGGAGGGGGGGGGUACCAUAAUAAUUUUUAUAUGUAUUUUCUUCUAGAGAGGAUUUUUCCAUCCUUUUGUUACAUAUGUAUGUAACAGGCCUAUGUUUCUAUACCCUGCUGUAACACAUGUAGUUGAAAGAAACUAUUUAUAGACUGCCCUUCACCUGGAAAUGCCAUUAUCAGCACAACAUUCAAUCAGUUUUACAUUAUAAGUUUGUUUAUAAGUUCAUUUUUAUGUUAUGAGUUGUUUUUUAAAAAAAGAUAUUAAACAUUUGUUUU
This is a messenger RNA of Sceloporus undulatus (fence lizard), 7245 nucleotides long. RefSeq names its product myosin X (gene MYO10). Gene Ontology annotation, molecular function: cytoskeletal motor activity; protein binding; ATP binding. Gene Ontology annotation, cellular component: cytoskeleton; myosin complex. The record is from RefSeq and is a predicted model, not a curated record. The transcript has 40 exons. The coding region runs from base 196 to 6243 and encodes 2015 amino acids. NCBI's taxonomy places the organism in Eukaryota, Metazoa, Chordata, Lepidosauria, Squamata, Phrynosomatidae.